UAGCCACACCAACCAUGAGGAGCUUGGUGGUGCUAGGGCUUAUUGCCUUCGUGGCUCUCGCCUCAGCUAAGGACCUUCGGGAGCAGCAAUCUGAUCUCGAACCAGCUGCGUCCCACCACGGAGGAAAAUGGGACAAGGGAGGCGGCCACGAGCACCAUGGUCAUCACCACCACGACCACGGCCACCAUGACCACAAAGGACACAAGGGACACCACGAACACCACCACGGUCAUAAAGGACACCACCACCAUGAAGGUCACAAGGGCCAUCACGGUGAACACGGCGGCCACAAGAAACACCAUCACCACGAUGAUGGCUACCACCACCACCAUGAUCACGGCGAGAAAGGCCACCACGGGCACGGUCAUGAGGAGCACGGCCACUUCCACAAGGGUCACGACACGAAGGGACACCAUGAAGUCGACAAGCAUGAUGAGUUCAAGAAGGACAAGCACUUCCACCACCAUCACGGCGAGAAAGGUUUCCAUGAGCAUCACGGUGGUCAUCACCACGAAGGCGGUCACAAGAAGGGAGGCCACCACCACCACGGACACAAGCACGGCGGUCAUCAUGAGCAUCACCAUGGCAAGAAGGGUCAUCACCAUAAGGGAGGUCACCACCACCACCACAAGGGACACCAUGACGAGGGUGGUCACCACGACCACUGGCAUCACCACCACGACCAUGGCAAGAAGGGAGGUCAUGAGGACCAUAAGCACUGGGGACACAAGAAAGGUCACUAAAAAGCAUUUCUCUGACUCGUUGUUAUUCGUUGAUGUUUUGUUUUUUGUUAUGUUUUUUACUAGCUUUACCGCAAAAAGUUAUAGCCUCAGUAUUUUUUAAUGCAGGUACUGUGUCACGACUGACUCGUUAAAUUUUAUUACUCCUGUGAUAGCUGACUACUUACUGAUAUAGUAUUUUUAAAAUCGGUUGAGUACUUUGAACAACAAACUCCUUGAACCGACUUUAAAAAUAAUAGUUCUGUUCUUAUUUACAUGUGUGAUAUAAGUGUGUAAAUAAAAAGCAAUUAUUAUUAUGUUUAUAAAAUAAAACAUGUCCAAACAUAAUUUAUAAUUUGUUGACAUAAAUUAAAAUUAUUUGGCAUGUUUUAUUUUGUAAGCUACAUGUUAUUUUUAUGUUUGUACAACUUUAUCAAAUAAUAAAAUUGAAUUUUAUAAAAAA
Molecule: messenger RNA, 1182 nt
Organism: Ostrinia nubilalis (European corn borer)
Lineage: Eukaryota; Metazoa; Arthropoda; Insecta; Lepidoptera; Crambidae
Product: histidine-rich glycoprotein-like
Exons: 1
Coding region: 15-743 (242 amino acids)
Source: RefSeq, a predicted model, not a curated record